Molecule: messenger RNA, 3970 nt
Organism: Marmota flaviventris (yellow-bellied marmot)
Lineage: Eukaryota; Metazoa; Chordata; Mammalia; Rodentia; Sciuridae
Gene: Tmed8
Product: transmembrane p24 trafficking protein family member 8
Source: RefSeq, a predicted model, not a curated record
AUGUCGGACUGGCAGGCGGCUGAGGGGCCGGGCUUCUGGAGCCCCGCAGCCCGCCGAGGGUCGGCGGGCGGCGUCGGGGACAGCUCCGGAGUGGAGGGGAGCCUGGCGGCCGCCGCAGAGAAUGAAGAUCUAGAAAUCACCAAGGCCACCUCUGAUCUAGCAUCCCAUCCCUCGCCCCACAGGCCACAGAUGGUAUCUCCAGUGAGUAAGGAUGCCACAGAAGAUCUGCAGGGAGCAACCAAUCCCUCCAAGGCUCCAGCUUUGGUGGAACAGCAUUUGCUGCCUGCAGACCAGGCCCACGUCCGCAACCAGAGUUCUGAUGUGCAGAUGGCCAAGUACCAAGUUCCACAAAGGUCUGGAGACAUCGUUAUGAUCCAGUCUGAGCAUACAGGAGCUAUUGAUGUUCUUUCAGCUGAUUUGGAAUCUGCAGAUCUUCUGGGGGACCACAGGAAAGUUUCCCCACCUCUGAUGGCUCCUCCAUGCAUCUGGACCUUUGCCAAGGUGAAGGAAUUCAAAAGCAAGCUGGGCAAAGAGAAGAACAGCCGUCUGGUGGUGAAACGGGGUGAGGUGGUGACCAUCCGGGUACCCACUCAUCCAGAGGGGAAGCGUGUCUGCUGGGAGUUUGCAACUGAUGACUAUGACAUUGGCUUUGGAGUUUAUUUUGACUGGACCCCUGUAACCAGCACUGAUAUAACUGUGCAGGUCAGUGAUUCCAGUGAGGAAGAGGAUGAAGAAGAAGAAGAGGAGGAGGAAAUUGAAGAACCUGUCCCAGUGGGAGAUGUGGAGAGAGGCUCCAGGAGUUCCCUACGGGGUCGCUAUGGGGAAGUCAUGCCUGUGUACCGAAGGGACAGCCACCGAGAUGUGCAGGCUGGCAGCCAUGACUACCCUGGAGAGGGUAUCUACCUGCUCAAGUUUGACAACUCCUACUCUCUGCUACGCAACAAGACUCUCUACUUCCACAUCUACUACACUAGCUGAAGGACUGCUGAGACAGUGGGCAGGCUGUAUUUGCUGGCUGACGCAGGCUGCCAGCCGGAGCCUCUUGUUUUAGAUAGACAAGAGCUGAAAGUUCCGCGGGAGGCUCCUAAGCCUCACGUCCUGCCUGGCAUGCCUGACUGUUGACCCCGUGUAGCUUUUUCCCCUUCUUGGCUUCUGCAGGUGGUGGUGUAGUCCCCUGUUCUGUGGUCCCUGACUCAUGCUCUUGUUGCUUCAGAUGCCAGCAAAUCCCUCUUUGAAGGCACCUAUCAGGCAAAAGCCUCAAAGGAAGUAGGAUGAUGUCUUUUACAAAUAGAUUGGUGUUGGUACAAGGUUUAUCAGUCAGGUUGCUGCUUGCUCCUCUUGAGAGCCUAUAAUGCCAAUGUGUUCAGUGGCACCCACCCUUUUUACUUUUUAAGGUGCCAGAAGAGGGAAAAGCACAUUGCCCAUGAAGGAGCCCAGUGUCUUGGACAGAGAAAGCUCUGUCCAUCCUCUCACCACUGCCAUAUUCCUGCCUGCUGGGUAUUCUUGUUCUCUAGCACAGGCUGCGAGACCUCACUGCCUUGGAGGGGUACUAUUAUUCCUGAUGGCUAGACCCCUCCUUUUUUCUCUUUCCUAAGUCUGUGUUUUUGCCAUACAGCAAGAACUUUCAUGCAAUCUAAAGUGAUGAUCAGUGUAACCUAAGAUCUUCUGGGAGGAAAAAUGGGCUCUAUCACUUUCUGUUCCAAGAGCUAGUUUCCCUUACCAAGGGCACUGGCAGUUGAUGCAGAAAGGGUGGAAAUUAGAUACUGAAUUGAUCUUGGAAUCCACCUUUGAAAUUCUAGUGUUACUCAAUUUUUAAGAAAAUUUAAUCCAAGAAAGAGGGAUAUCAUCAAAGAGAGGUUUAAAAAAGAAAAAAAAAAACACUCCAGAUUCCCCCACCACAUUUUUUUGUUGUUGUUUGUUUGGUUUGGAAUUAAAUGCAGUGAAACCCAAUCAGAUUUUCAAAGUUUCUGGAUUUAGGGUUUUUUGUAUUGAGGGCUAAAAGCUUUUGGUGUUUGAAGUCCCUUAGGAAAGGGACUGCUGCUGAUUGUACAUGUUCUUUACCUGACCAAAGCUUGCAUUUCCCUGGUAACAGCCUUCCUCACUCUGUUCACCCCGAGGCCUACGAAUGCCAGAGUGCUGUGGUGCUGCAGCAGGCAGCCCCCGGGUGCCAGGGCCUCUGGGGGAGAAGGAGAACAGGGUGAGGCCAGGACUCCAGCAGUCAUCUGUUCCUCUUUGUUUCUUAUUCCUGUGUGAAGUCUGUUACUCCCGUUGAAUUUUGAAUAUUCAGAUUUAUUUAUUUAUUUAUUUUUUAAAGCACAUUUCAUUUUUGCCUUUGAAACAGUUUCUUCUGUUUCUCAGAAGGCUUCCCAUCUGCUCUGAGCCACUGAGGCCACCUCUUCUAUAGAGUUAAAAAUGAUUGUAGGAGAAUUUGCGAGGUGACUAUGUUCAUUUCUACAGGUCAGUCCUGUGAUGCUCUGGGAGGCGUCUGCCCCUUCAGAGAUGGAUGACUGCAGGCUGCCCCACGUGUAGGUGCAGACCAGCACUCCCGUGAGGAGUUCUAAAUGGCGAGGGAGCCUACUUGUUCUCUGGGAAUUGAGUGCAGAGGAAUUGACUAGCCAAUCAGUGACUAGCCAAUCACUGUGAUUCCAGGAUUUCAAAGUCCUUUGCCUCCUCUGACACCUUUUCAUGAUGUUUUCUUUGGCUCAUUCCUUUGUUGUGUGGGUUCCUCACCCCAAGCCUAUCCUCCUACAGGAGUGGUCACUUGAACAGCAAGACUCCUCCCAGUAGGUCUGUAAUAGUGUCUAUGUCAGGAACAAAGGACCAUGAGUCCUAAGCCUCUGUUCCCCUGGGAGCAAAGCCGAAAGUAAGAUAGAGUGUUGUGGAUUGCCAUAGCAUUCCAUUCUCUUGAGUGGCAUCAUACCUCCAUUAUUGUAUCAUUGCAAAUGUGUUUUGUAGAGGAUCACACUGGCCAAAAUUUAUAUAUCUUGUAAGAAAUUAUUUUAGUGACUAUUUGGGCAGUGGAGAGCAAAUAUGUCAUGGGUCAUUCGUUACAUAGCUUUGUGGCCACUCUUUCAUCAUGAAGUUGAAUCAUGCCUUAGCUAAUCAAAUAUGGUCUUUGUAAAAUAAUUUUCUACUGAGCUGUUUUUCAGUCAUUGAAAGCCUUGCUUAUUUUUUCCUGUUUAUUAUCAACCUAUGACUUUAUCUCAAUAUGGAGCUAUCAGGUCACAGGUAGCAAGCUCCCAGGGAUAACAUGCACCAUUUAUUUUUUUAUUUUUGUCAUGAGAGUCUCUUUGCUUAUUUUCUUGGAAUCCUGGUUCUGUUGUAUCAGGGAACCCUGAGGGACUUGUUUUCAUCACCUCUAUGUGCCUGCUAUUGUCUGGUCAUUUUGAAGUCCUGGGCAUUCCUUACUGUUUUUUCUUCCAUAGUGUUUCUUGGUUUCAUUAGCACAAAUAGCUAAAAGAAGAUAAUCUCACAGUCUAAUGCAUUUACUAUUCUCAUAUUAAAUUUUUGAAAUAAUUGAACUUUAGAGACAAAAGUUAUUUACUAAAGCACAGGUAAAAUUACUUGAGAACCCACAGCCCAGCGAAUUCUAAAAGGUGGCCACUUCCUCAGGCUGUCCUUAUCCAUGUUUAUCAAACAGUGAAAUGAAGAUCCCUGGCUGUCACUCUCACUCUAUUCUCCAGAGCUCAAGUAAAUAUUAACAAACAGUUUGGAAGAAAGUCUGUAGGGCAGAUCUUGGAAUUCUCCACACAGAAUAGUUGAGUUCUAAAAUUUCUUCAGUCCAUUUCAUUUUCCUACUUUGUUGAUAGAUGGGGCAUUUGGAAAGGAAGUUCUAUUUAAAGUUGAUUUUUCCAACAUUUUACUAUGAAAAAUUUCAGUAAACAAAAAAUAAAUAUAAACAUACACACAUGCCAUGUAGAUCUUAAAAUCAUAAAGUGCUAAUUUUUAAAUAAAGAUGAUUCUAACUUUU